This is a messenger RNA of Ruditapes philippinarum (Manila clam), 7027 nucleotides long. Its product is annotated as M-phase phosphoprotein 9-like. The record is from RefSeq and is a predicted model, not a curated record. Gene Ontology annotation, cellular component: centriole. Lineage: Eukaryota; Metazoa; Mollusca; Bivalvia; Venerida; Veneridae. The coding region runs from base 16 to 3687 and encodes 1223 amino acids. The transcript has 19 exons.
UCCCCUAAGCUUUGCAUGGACUGUACCAGAUUUACAGCAAGGCAAGUCUAUUACAUAAAUUAUCAUCAUAACCCAUUAUAUUGUAAACACAGGUACACAUCUGAAGCCUCACAUAGGUCAGAGGUCACAACAGAUUACAAGCGUCCAAGUUCAACGUCAUACGAGGAAGAAUUGUUGAGACGUGCGUAUGAUCGUGUCUCACAUCAGCAACAUGAUAAACCUCACACAGUACCAGGUGUUAGAUCACACGAGUCAAGUGCUAUCAUUCCAGGCUUCAAAACAUUACAAGAUCAACAGGCAAAAUGGUCGGAUAUGUUUCACAAGAUAGAAGAUGAGCAUCGUUUGGAACUACGGUCCCAGUAUGAUCGUCAUCAGUAUAAUAUACAAAGGUUGCAGCAACAGAUGGAGUUAGAGCUGCAGAAACAACACCUUGCCAUCAGGAAAAAACUUGAUAUUCACAAGGAAGCUCUUGCCAAAAUGUCCCCAGACAGAGGCAGUUCAGGACGACAAAGGUCACCUGAUAGAAGUUUAUCACCAGAGAGAGGUCAAAGGUCACCAGAGAGAGGUCAAAGGUCACCAGAGAGAGGUCAAAGGUCACCAGAGAGAGGUCAAAGGUCACCAGAUAGACCUAAAGUUGAAAGAUCAGGUGAGCAUACAGAUGUUUCAACCAUGCAGAAUGCAUUUGACUCUAAAAGUUGGCGGGAAAUUUAUCGUGAAGUGAGGCAGGAAGAAGAACAAGACCAUUCUCCACCACGACCGUUGAAACGGACAUUAGAUGACGACUUUGCUACUCUGGAUUCAACAUUAGAAAGGUCAAGGCCGUCAGGAGAAAGGUCAUCGCCACGUGGAAGUAGUGACCUUUCAAGGUCAGGUAGUCGAGAUCCUUCAAGGGAAGUCAUCAUAAGUGGGUCAGAAAGAACACAGCCGAGCAUGAGAUUGUCAAAGGCAGAGCGUGAUAUGUCACUUGGUAAGAAUGUGAAGGUCAGUUCACGGCAAAGGUCACCAGAAGGAAGAGAUUCAAGGUCAUUUGAGAGAGAUUCUAGGUCAUCUUUUGGAAGAGAAUUAGUUCCACCCCUUCAUUUACCAGAUGGUGCUUCACCGGAAGGGGUAUCUCGCCAUGUUCAGGAACUUCUCGACAAUUUGAAUGACAGCCGACAUAGUUUGCAUGACCUUGAGGAUGGUGUGACCUCGGGACGACCUUUACCUCACCAUGGUGACAGGUCAAGUGAGAGACCAAGAGCAGGAGUCUAUAGUAGUCCAAUGCCUUCAUUUACCAGCUCAAGAUCCCUUCAAAAGCCAGCAGAAAAGUUGGUAGAUACAUCAUCUACAAAUAUGAACAACAAUCGCUUUACUCAGUCAUUGCCAGUGGGUCGUGAUAGGGCAGAGUUUUACACUGAGAGACCAAGAACAACUGGAGGAAGGGAUAGAUCUGGUGAAUCAUUGAGGACAGAUGAUGUUUGUUUAUCACCAAGUACACGUAUGAACCUGAGAGAGAAACACGCAAAACAUUUAAAUGAUCUGAGGACAUAUUACGAAGAUGAGUUGAGAGAGUUACGUAAAGCACUGUCUGAUACAAUGGAUGCGUCAGCAGUUAGUGUCAACACGUCGUUACAGUCGUCAGCACAUGAUCCCCUUCUAGAGGCGGAGAAUAGGCAGUUGUCUGAUAAAUGCCGCAUGCUGGAGGAUGAAAUGGAAGAAGUGCAGAAACAAGUAAGAACCCUUGAACAGAAGAAUCAUGGUCUUGAAAAAAGGGCUAGCGAGUAUGCAGCAGCUUAUGCUGACUCUCAGACAAUGAGUGUACAACAUCGGGCACACAUCGAGGAGCUACAGAGAUACUGUCGAGAACGUGACGAUCUCAUCAACGAACUUGAAUCAAAAAUGGUAACCAAUGACGACAGCGUGAAAAUAUACAAGAAGAACUUAGAUGACGAGAUAGAGCUGCAUAGACAAGAUAAAAUAGCAUUACAAAGGAUGUUGGACAGAUACGAGUCAUUGGAAAGGGAAUACAAGCUAUUACAAGAGACUAUGAGUACUACAGAAAACAAACUGUAUGAAACGAGGACAGAGAUUGUUGAACUUAAUAGAAUCAUAUCAAAGUUAGAACUAGAGAACAAGCGACUAGGGAGAGAAAAUGACAACUUACGACACAAAGUUACGCAGUCAUUAAAUUUGUCAACACUUCAUGAAUCGUUUGGAAGUCCAUCAUCUCCGAGGGAUGUGCAGAAUAUUCUUUCAUCUCACUCAGCAGCCUCUGCUGGGCUUAAUACGUCCCUGAGCAUGUCACAGUCUGGUCCCCCUGAUGGUAGGCUACCAGGGUUUGCCACGUCAAUGAAGGAUUGGACACCGGCUCAGAAAUCCCGUCCAAAAUCUGCCGAGACUAACCGGUCAAGAACUGAAGAAUUUAACUCAAGCAAGCAGUCAGUUGUACAGAAGGAGAAAAAGGUUUCUAAAUCCAGAAGAAAGGAGGAUGUAGAAUCAAGUAAAGGGAGACAAUCAGAGAAAUCAACCGGUGCUAAAAAUAUCCGUGGAGAUUCGUCUAUAUCGUCAUCAAGAGAAGAUGUGACUAACAGAUCACAGUCUAGAAGGAAAGAAGGUGAUGAUAGGCCAGUAAGGGACACAACUCCACCUAGGAGAAAUGUAUCACCACCAAGAAGGGAGUUAACUCCACCAAGAUCAGCAUCACCAUGUAGUCAGGCAGAAUCAGAAGUAUCAGACUACUCUCCACUAUUGAAGGCGGAGAGAGAAUUAUUCAAGCUACGUGACAUGAUGCGCCAGGCAGUUGCCGUGAAACCAAGUUCUUCACCGCCUCCGAUUAAACUGCAGAAGAAAUUUUAUGGAAGUGAACGGCCCUCCAGUACGGAUGAUUAUACUCCGGAUUUAGGCGUGCAAAGGGGACGGAAAGAAAAACCCAGUAUUAGCAGUCACUCUAGUGUAGCGAAAACUAAAUCUAGCCAAACACCUGUCAAAUCUGAUAAAUCUAGCUCAAAACGUCAAAGCUCGGUUAAAUCUGAGAAAAGCACUAAGUCAAAAGAUCGAGGAUCAGGAAAAGAUCAAGAUCGAAGGGAAAGAGGAAAGGAAAAAAUGGAGAGAGAAAAUGGAAGACAAAGGGAGAAAACUCCACCAAGGAGAGAAGAGCUUGUAGACACUUCUACUAGGUUUGACAUUGAUUUUAAUGAAGCUGACAAGUCGGUAACAGUGAGUCAAAGAAAAGUGGAUAACCAGUCAGGGAAACAGAAAAACUUGACAAAUGGUGAAACCAGGGACCAGUCUAAAGAUAAAAAUAGCACAAAGGACAAUUAUUCCAGCCAAGGUGCAGAAGGUCAGAUAGAGAACACACUGGACAUGAUGAGACAUGGUCAGUUCACAACACGACCUGAGUGGGAGAAUAUCUACACGUCCUUAGCUAAACCUAAAUCUGAGACACAGUCCGCACCUAGAAACAUGGAAGAGAAGGUCAAGGACAGGUUACGUUCUAUAGCAGAGAUGGAGAGUCGAUAUGAUGGGCUACAGGUGGAGAAACGACAGCUUGAAUCCAGUAUUAAUAAAAUACCUCUACAUGGGAGAGUGGAUAGGAACAACAGAAAACAAAAGGAGGAACUAGAGAAUAAAUUAGAUGCUGUGGAACGAGAGCUAGGAUCGUUACGAAUGACACUAAAACGUUACAAUGUGCUCAAGACUGCAGGAUAGAUUUACACCACUGCCAACACAGUUGUACAGUUCAGAUCUACCCACUUACACGCCUUAUUUAUCUGAACUGACAAAAACUAUGUAGAUAUUAAGUUAUGUCAUAUGUUAAUAUGGAAAUUUAUAUGCAACGUUGUAUUCAGAAAUAACCAAUCAAAUGUAGUAUUACAAAAUUUAAUAAGGGUUUAUGUAACAUGUAUGCAACACUCACAAUGAAAACUUAAAGUUCUUCCAAAACACACCCAAUGUGAUUAAGCAGAAUAUUUGCACUGAUUUGUACAUACAUGCACAUACAUGGGCUUAUUUUAGUAAAAACAACCUGUUUUGGUCCAAGCACUUUAACAGUUUGUUCAUAUAAUCAGGUUAAAAUGUCUCAAUAUUUUCUGUUUUAAUUGAAAGGUGAUUACAUAAACCUACUUCUCAUUUGUGAGUGAAUGUCAUUCUCCCAUAUUCAUUCUUUGUUAAUUUAUAUUUAAUUUACAAACAUAUAAGAAAUCAUUUCACUUAAAUAUACCCUGAUGAAGUCAUUGUCUCAAAAUGUCUACCAGGAUUGUGAAUUUGUAACAACUGUAUAUUAAUUGUUUGUCACAAAUUGAUAAUUUUUUCUAUUCCCCCCCCCCCCCCACACACACACACAUUUUGAUAAUAUUUUAAGAACCACCACACUAGCAUAAUAAGAAGCAAAUUGGCUACUUCUAGCCAUUGCUUGUUUACUAAAAAUAUAUUCACUGUCUGAAUAUUCUCAGAAAUCAUUUCCCGACCACCGUCAUUAAUUGUAGUAAAUUGGCUACUUUAAGCAAUGGCUUCCUCAUUAUAUUUUGAAAUGUAUUUUAUUUCUUUUAAUUUUUUGCAGGUUGUAUUCUUCUAUGUUAUUGAAGAAAAUAAUUGUACCAUAUGUCAAGGAUUUGGUGCAAAACAGUUGUAACUUGUAUGACUAUUUUGCAUCAGAUCCAUAAAUUAUAUGUAUAAUUUACUGUAACUGUGAUAUUUUUACAUACGAUUUCUACAUGUCUUGUAUUUGUCACAAAUUGUUGUUUUGGUGUUCUUGUUUAAAAAGAAAAUCUAAUGUAAGAACUGCUCUUGAACUGGCAGUUUUUGAUUUAAAUUCAUAAUUGAUUAUAGCAAGAAAUUUUCAGGCAAUUUAACCUGUCUUAAAGGACAUUUGUAGGAGAAAAUGAGCACAUACUAAAAGAUUUUGAGCUUUUGAAUACUUUUGAAAAUUCAUGUUAAAUUUGAAUGGCCAAUAGUGGUCUAUAGAGUUUGGUCAAGCUGUAUAUACAUGUAAGAUGGUCUGCCUAAUAACUAGCAUCUACUCAUGGGGACAGUAAUGAUUUUACUCCUUAGAAAUUAUAUAAGGUGUUAACACGUUACUGCAUGAAGUUGAUGAUCUGUUAUUUCUACCUGCACUUAAAGAACUUAAAGAUAGCUGCAGAUAUUAAUAAACAUAUUGUCACCUUUGUGCAGUAACGGGUUAACUCCUAUUAGAUUAUAUAAGGAGUUGACCUGUUGCUGAAUUAAGGUGGCAAAUUAUAAUGGUCUUAACUGAAAUUUCAGGAUGACAAAAGUUUAGAUAAACAAGUAUAUUUUAUAUAGUUUAAAUUGAAGGGAUCAUGGCUUCCAAAAUUUGAUCGAGAUAAAGCAAAAAUCAAGUAAAAUGAUGUCAAGAUAAUCAUAAUUGAUGGUACAAAAGUUUUUGUUACGAAGGUUGACAGUGUGAGAGGUUUUCUAACUUUUAUUCAAUGUAUUUAUAGGGCAACAUUAAACAUGUAAAAGCAGCAUGUCUCGAUAUUAAACUCAAUUAUUAAAAUGUUCUUAUAUUACGAAGUUUAAAUUCAUAAGGGAAAUGAAUUUGCGAACUUGGUAUUAUGUAAAAAUUUAACGCUUCAUGAAUGCUUAUAAUUUAAUACUGCAAAUUUAUCUGACUGAAUAUGAAUGUUUGUAAAAAUCAGUGUUAUAAAUUGGCACAAUAUAUAUUUGCAUUUUAUUUAAGUAAAAAGUAUAAAAAAAUAUCACACAAUUUUUUAAAAUUGCCAGAAAUCUGGUGGGGGGAUACUUAUACAAUUUGUUGCAAGUUUAUAAACCUACCUGUCCAGUAUUUUAGGAUUUAUACUCUACUGCCAGAGAUAUCUUUUUACAAUUUUUUUUAAAAUUUAGUCACACUUUAUGAUAGUAGACUAUAGAUAGAGUAAACAAAUUGCUACUUAUAUUUGGUGCUAGUCAGUAGAAGAAAAAAAAUCUUUUCCUUACACAUCACUGGAAUUUUUUUUACUUUUAUACUCUGUAGAAUUUGUCACCAUAGUGCAGUAACAGGUUAACUCCUAUUAAAUUAUAUAAGGAGUUAACCUGUUACUGCACAAAGGUGACAAGAUAAAAACCUGUUAAUGAACAUGUCUCCCACCAAUGAUACAGGAAUGAUUUCGAAUUAUUUCACUGCAAAUUGUCUACCUUAUGUAUGUUAAGACUUAGUGUUAUUAAAGAGUUAAUUCAAAACGUUAUAGAAUUGUUAAAAAGGUACACAAACAACACUAAGGUGAAUUCAUUUUAUGAUUUUGUUGCCGUUGGUAGCUUAGUAAGUUUUGUAUUCCAAGUUUGAUGUGGAAAUGAAGUUUGUUUUGUUUUAUUACACGAGGGGAAUGGGGUUUUUGGUACACUUAGAUUAGGUCUUAACAUAGAUAGUAUGAUAUUGCAUUUAUAAAUAACAAGGCAUUUGUAUCUGUUUGAUUUUACUGUGUGUUUUACACUCCUGUGAAAUACGAAAAAAACAUUUAACAUAACAGGGACCAACUGUUUACUUAUAUUAAAUAAGAUUGAGUCAAGAUUGAUAUUUUCUAAGAAAGUAUACAAAUUUUUGUUCAUUAUACACUAUAUAUGUCAACAUAUUAACAUGCCAAAGUCAACAUUGCCAAUAAAAUUGUCUCUAGGGCUUUUUAAGUUAUACCUAUUCUUUUUAAAGUUCUUAGUUUGAAUAUGGUUAAUUUUUGGUUAAAGUAUAUUAAGUUCUUUUGAUAUGCUAUUUAUUCAAGUAAAAGAAAUUUGUGUUUUUGAUCAGAAAAUAUUCAAAAUAAGUUACAAGAAAAUUUCAUAACGCUUCUAAAGUCAUAAAAAUUGCAACUAUAUCAUGAUUAUGUAAUUCAAAGGUUGACCGCAAAAAUGCAGUAACUUAUAUCAAAUGAAGGAAGACUUACAACAGUUUUACGGUCAACCCUCAAUAUAUAUUGAAUAUAUAUAUAUUUGUGGCAGCUUGUUUGUGUUGAGUUUUUUUAUAACAUUUUGUAUUUUUGUUAUUUAAGUUUGUUAGCUUAUUAUGUCAUUUUUUUGAGAAAUAAAAAGGUACUAAAACUCA